CUGCACGACAAAAAUGGCGCUUCCAAAGCUAUCCAAGGAAGUUUACGAGCUCGAAACGGACGAUGUCCACAUCGAAUAUUGCCUCGACAUUCCCGACAUGGCAAAGCUCUGGUUCGAAAAACACCCGGAAUGGCCGAUCAUUGGCGCGUGGGUAGUAGACCAAGGAGCAUCCUUGAUGCAAAACAUCGGAUUUUAUAAAUGGGGUUCGCACGAGGCACGCCGGAAGGUGAUUGACAGCUGCAUUCAAGGUGACAAUAAGGAGAGUACAAUGUACUCGAUGAUGAAGAUGGGGCCAAUGAUGCGUGCGAUUCGGUUCAGCACCUAUCAAAAGCUGCUCGACAUAGACAGCGAUAUGCCAACAAAGCCAGGUUGA
Priapulus caudatus is the source of this 373-nucleotide messenger RNA. RefSeq lists its product as uncharacterized. The record is from RefSeq and is a predicted model, not a curated record. Bases 14 to 373 code for a protein of 119 amino acids. Lineage: Eukaryota; Metazoa; Priapulida; Priapulimorpha; Priapulimorphida; Priapulidae. The transcript has 3 exons.